Molecule: messenger RNA, 4899 nt
Organism: Mirounga angustirostris (Northern elephant seal)
Lineage: Eukaryota; Metazoa; Chordata; Mammalia; Carnivora; Phocidae
Gene: NPR1
Product: natriuretic peptide receptor 1
Exons: 21
Coding region: 690-3995 (1101 amino acids)
Biological process (GO): cGMP biosynthetic process; intracellular signal transduction; protein phosphorylation
Cellular component (GO): plasma membrane
Molecular function (GO): adenylate cyclase activity; ATP binding; guanylate cyclase activity
Source: RefSeq, a predicted model, not a curated record
AACCAUUUGGGAACUAAAGGGUUAACUCCGCCCUUCCCCUGGGUCCGUGCUCUCCGUCAAUCUGCUCUAUCUGGAAGCUGGGGGGGCGGGGGCGGUCCUGGAUGUACUGAGUCACGGGCACCCUGGGCUCACCUACUUUAACGCCCUUCCAGAAACCCGCCACCCUCCCGUCCACCCCAGACACACACACUUCCGUACACUCACACCUUUUCUUGCCAAGAUCCCAAACCAGCACAGCCCUCUUCCCCAAACGGAACCAGGUAGGGGGAGGGACGAGGUGGGGCGCAAAUGGGCCCCCGCGGCCCCCACACGAGUCUCCCCUCGGUCCUGCUUCCGACCCCAGCGAGGAAGCCCCUUCUGAGGGCGCCGCUCUCGGAGGAGGACGGCGUGGAGGGUCUCAGGGGAAAGCGCGCGGGCUCGGGGCGCGGGCACGUCCGCAACUUCGGGGCGGGGACGAAGGAGUUAAAGAUCCCGGGUUGGCUCUCCAGUCGCCGCGUCUGGGAGGGGAAGCGGCGGGAGGAAGGACUCGGAGCUGGGCUCAGGACCUCCCCUGUCCCCCCCGGACGGCCGGGGACUUGGGCCGGCCGGACGCCCCCGCUGACACCCUCCCGGGGCAGCCGCUCACGCGCGCACACAAACGCUCCACUCCCCUUCCCUCCCUCGCGCCCUCUCCCACCCUUCUCCCCCGAAUGCUUGCUCCUAACACACGCACCCUCGCGCUGUCGCCCACGCUCGUCCCCCGAGCCCCCGCGCCCCGCUGCCAGCGCCCACCUGCCCCGCGGCGCCCGCCACGCGCCCCUCGCGCGGCCGACACCGAGCGACGCAGCUGGAGGGGGCAGCGUGCCCUGGGGUGGGCGCGCCCGAUGCCCGCGACCGGGCCGCGGAGGGGGCCGCAGAGGCCAGGGUGCGAGCGCUCGCCCGCCGAGCGGCCGGCUGAAGCCGUGCUGCGCCCCGGCCGCCCCGCGGGCGCCCUCCCGCUCCUGCUCCUGCUGCCGCUGCUCCCAGGCGGCCACGCGGGCAACCUGACCGUGGCCGUGGUGCUGCCGCUGGCCAACACCUCGUACCCGUGGUCGUGGGCGCGCGUGGGGCCGGCCGUGGAGCUGGCCCUGGCCGGGGUGAGAGCGCGGCCCGACUUGCUGCCGGGCUGGACGGUGCGCACGGUGCUGGGCAGCAGCGAGAACGCGCUGGGCGUCUGCUCCGACACCGCCGCGCCCCUGGCCGCGGUGGACCUCAAGUGGGAGCACAGCCCCGCCGUGUUCCUCGGCCCCGGCUGCGUGUACGCCGCCGCCCCGGUGGGGCGCUUCACGGCGCACUGGCGGGUGCCGCUGCUGACCGCCGGCGCCCCGGCGCUGGGCUUCGGCGCCAAGGACGAGUACGCGCUGACCACCCGCGCCGGGCCCAGCCACGCCAAGCUGGGCGACUUGGUGGCGGCGCUGCACCGACGGCUGGGCUGGGAGCGCCAGGCGCUGGUGCUCUACGCCUACCGGCCCGGCGACGACCAGCCCUGCUUCUUCGUGGUGGAGGGGCUGUACAUGCGCGUGCGGGACCGCCUCAACAUCACGGUGGACCACCUGGAGUUCGCCGAGGGCGACCUCGACCACUACGCCCUGCUGCUGCGGACCGUGAGGCGCAAAGGCCGAGUUAUCUACAUAUGCAGCUCCCCAGAUGCCUUCAGAACUCUGAUGCUUUUGGCCAUGGAAGCUGGUCUAAGUGGGGAGGACUAUGUGUUCUUCCACCUGGACCUCUUUGGACAAAGCCUGCAAGGUGCACAUGGCCUUGCUCCCCACAGGCCCUGGGAGAGAGGAGAUGGGCAGGAUAUUAGUGCCCACCAGGCCUUUCAGGUGAACACCAUCCCAGCAUCCUUCCACGAUGGGCUCCUGCUCUAUGUACAAGCAGUGACAGAGACUCUGGCACGUGGGGGAACUGUCACGGAUGGGGAGGCCAUCACUCAGCGGAUGUGGAACCGAAGCUUCCAAGGUGUGACAGGAUACCUGAAAAUGGACAGCAAUGGAGAUCGGGAGACUGACUUCUCCCUCUGGGAUAUGCAUCCUGAGACUGGCACUUUCAGGGUUGUUCUGAACUACAAUGGCACUUCCCAGGAGCUGGUGGCCAUGCCAGGGUGCAAACUGAACUGGCCCCUGGGGUACCCACCUCCUGACAUCCCCAAAUGCGGCUUUGACAACGAGGACCCAGCUUGCAACCAAGAUCACUUUUCUUCCCUGGAAGUGCUGGCUUUGGUGGGGAGCCUCUCCCUGCUCAGCAUUCUGACUGCCUCCUUCUUCAUAUGCAGGAAGAUGCAGCUGGAGAAGGAACUGGCCUCAGAACUGUGGCGGGUGCGCUGGGAGGACGUGCAGCCCAGUAGCCUUGAGAGGCACCUCCGGAGUGCAGGCAGCCGGCUGACCCUGAGUGGGAGAGGCUCCAAUUAUGGCUCCCUGCUAACCACAGAGGGCCAGUUCCAAGUGUUUGCCAAGACAGCAUAUUAUAAGGGCAACCUUGUGGCUGUGAAACGUGUGAAUCGUAAGCGCAUUGAGCUGACACGAAAAGUCCUGUUUGAACUGAAGCAUAUGCGGGAUGUACAGAAUGAACACCUGACCAGGUUUGUAGGUGCCUGCACUGACCCCCCCAACAUCUGUAUCCUCACAGAGUACUGUCCCCGUGGGAGCUUGCAGCAGGACAUUCUGGAGAAUGAGAGCAUCACCUUAGACUGGAUGUUCCGGUACUCUCUCACCAAUGACAUUGUCAAGGGUAUGCUGUUCCUACACAACGGGGCCAUUUGCUCCCAUGGCAACCUCAAAUCAUCCAACUGCGUAGUAGACGGGCGCUUUGUGCUCAAGAUCACCGACUUUGGCCUGGAAAGCUUCAGGGACCCGGAACCAGAGCAAGGCCACACACUCUAUGCCAAAAAGCUGUGGACAGCCCCUGAGCUCCUGCGAAUGGCCUCACCCCCUGCCCGGGGCUCCCAGGCAGGUGACGUGUACAGCUUUGGGAUCAUCCUUCAGGAGAUUGCCCUAAGGCGCGGUGUCUUCCACGUGGAAGGUUUGGACCUCAGCCCCAAAGAGAUCGUGGAGCGUGUGACUCGGGGGGCACAGCCCCCCUUCCGGCCCUCCCUGGCCCUGCAGAGCCACCUGGAGGAGCUGGGGCAGCUGAUGCAGCGGUGCUGGGCCGAGGAGCCGCAGGAGCGGCCGCCCUUCCAGCAGAUUCGCCUGAUGCUGCGCAAGUUCAACAGGGAGAGUAGCAGCAACAUCCUGGACAACCUGCUGUCCCGCAUGGAGCAGUAUGCCAACAAUCUGGAGGGGUUGGUAGAGGAGCGGACCCAGGCCUACCUGGAGGAGAGACGCAAAGCCGAGGCCCUGCUCUACCAGAUUCUGCCUCACUCAGUGGCCGAGCAGCUGAAGCGUGGGGAGACGGUCCAGGCUGAAGCCUUCGACAGUGUCACUAUCUACUUCAGUGACAUCGUGGGCUUCACAGCCUUGUCAGCAGAGAGCACCCCCAUGCAGGUGGUGACCCUGCUCAAUGAUCUGUACACUUGCUUUGAUGCCGUCAUAGACAACUUCGAUGUGUACAAGGUGGAGACCAUUGGUGACGCCUACAUGGUGGUGUCCGGGCUCCCCGUGCGGAACGGGCUGCUGCAUGCCCGGGAGGUGGCCCGCAUGGCCCUGGCGCUGCUGGACGCAGUGCGCUCCUUCCGCAUCCGCCAUCGGCCCCAGGAGGAGCUGCGCCUGCGAAUCGGCAUCCACACAGGACCCGUGUGUGCCGGUGUGGUAGGGCUGAAGAUGCCCCGUUACUGUCUCUUCGGAGACACAGUCAACACCGCUUCCAGAAUGGAGUCUAAUGGAGAAGCCCUGAAGAUCCACUUGUCUUCUGAGACCAAGGCUGUCCUGGAAGAGUUUGGUGGUUUCGAGCUGGAGCUUCGAGGAGAUGUAGAAAUGAAGGGCAAAGGCAAAGUUCGGACCUACUGGCUCCUCGGGGAGCGGGGGAGUAGCACUCGAGGUUGACCUGCCUUCCCUCCUGGCCUUCCACACCUCCCUUCCCCGUGCCAGAGGUAACAGAGAGGUGCCAGACCUCGGCCUCACCCACAGCCGCCCUGCCAUUGCCAAAGGAGCGGAGAAGUAGUUUGAACAACUCAAAUGUGCUAACCCCAAUGGAGACACCAGAUAUGACCUCUGAAGGAGGACUGGUGUUGGGGAGAACUUGAGAGUUCAUGGAACUGGACCAAAGCACACAGUCAUGCCCAGUGGCACAUACACACAUAGACAAGUGUACCCACUCUCCAUCCUACGCAAGCCAGGCUAGGGUGUGGACUCCUGAUCCUCUCCCCCCACUCCCUCAACCUUGCUAAACUGUGACUAAUUUGGGGAGGGGAAGAGCCACCUUAGAGGCAAUAGGAAAAGGGACUAUAAGAGAAUCCGGGGGAUGAGGGGAGUCCACAUCUAGGCCACAAACACACCUGUGUCCCCCUCCGCCCUCAACACUGGGUACAGUGCGCAGGGGAGAGGGGCAGCUUGGAGGGGCUGUGAGCCUGUAUGUCUUGUUUCUCUGGUGAGCAGAGGCCAUUAACAUCUUUAUUCUAGUGACUGUCUCUGGAAGGAGAGCGGGUUCCCAGAAAACACAGCCAUGUUCCCCACCCUCUACUCCAAGUAAGACAUGCUUCUCAAGCUGGGAAUGCAGUAUCUGCAAAAGGCCCCGGCCCCCUUUCAGCUACCUGACAGCCUGUGACUUCCCCCAGCAGUGCUGACACUUCUGGUCUAAGGACCUGUUUACACCCUUCAGAAUUAUUGAGGGCCUCAAAGAGUUUUUGUUUAUGUGGGUUAAAUCUAUUCAUGUAUACUAUAUUAGAAAUUAAAACAAGGCCUUAUUAACUCAUUUAAAUAACUAUAAUAAACUAAUCGCAUGUUAAUA